UAUUACAUUUAAGAAAUGUAUUCGUUUUUAGUGCCGUACUUCCCAUUUUGGGACCCAAUUCUGUUCUUCUGGAAGAUGCGAGAUCAAGAUAACAUCCUAUUUAUGACGUACGAAGAAAUGAAACGGGACCAAGUGGCGGCGAUUAAGAAGACAGCAAAGUUUUUAGGCAAACCCAUAACAAACGAGCAAGUCAUCGAGCUGAGUGAACACUUAAAGUUCUCCAAAAUGCAGGCCAAUCCGUCGGUGAAUCUACCUUUGCUGCUAAGUGACAACAACGGGAUGAAGGCAAAUAAUUCGGAUUUCAUGUUUAUCAGAAAAGGCAAAGUCGGCGAUUGGAAGAAUCACAUGUCGGAGGAACUCGCCCAGCGAUUCGACAAGUGGAUAGAGGACAAUCUCCGCGGGACCGGCCUAAAGUUUGAUACGGACUUUAUGCCCGACGAAGAAUGAGGAGCUUCGCAUUCCCCGCGUAAAACAGAUAAUUUUUAUUUUAUAAAUUUACAUUGCAAUCGUAUAAUUAUUGCAUCGUGAUUGAUUUGCCAUGGAAAUUUGUUAACAAAAACAAAAACAGUAAACAUCGCAAGAGAACCCGAUUAAUGAUGAGAAAUUGUGAAUCUGAAACCGAUUAAUAAUUCCCACUAAAUUUCAGAAUAGAAUCUUAUUUGCGAGUUUAUUUCUGUGGUUUAUAAUUUAAUAUACGCAAUUUUAUAUAUUUUUUAUAAUUGUUUUUCUAAUUCAUCAAAUAUGCUACUUUUUGUAUUACAUGAAAAACUUAUAAAUCGAAAAUGGAUUCAAUAUGUAUAAUACAUCUAUCCUCAUAUAUUUCUAUUAAAAAUAUUAAC
Vollenhovia emeryi is the source of this 839-nucleotide messenger RNA. Its product is annotated as cytosolic sulfotransferase 5-like. Gene Ontology annotation, molecular function: sulfotransferase activity. Gene Ontology annotation, cellular component: cytoplasm. NCBI's taxonomy places the organism in Eukaryota, Metazoa, Arthropoda, Insecta, Hymenoptera, Formicidae. The coding region runs from base 16 to 447 and encodes 143 amino acids. Gene Ontology annotation, biological process: sulfation. The record is from RefSeq and is a predicted model, not a curated record. The transcript is spliced from 2 exons.